This is a messenger RNA of Labrus mixtus (cuckoo wrasse), 15900 nucleotides long. It is a transcript of the gene lrp1ab, whose product is annotated as low density lipoprotein receptor-related protein 1Ab. Lineage: Eukaryota; Metazoa; Chordata; Actinopteri; Labriformes; Labridae. The coding region runs from base 511 to 14262 and encodes 4583 amino acids. Gene Ontology annotation, molecular function: calcium ion binding; protein binding. The record is from RefSeq and is a predicted model, not a curated record. The transcript has 88 exons.
CUGAUAUUCACCAUCCACUCAUGCAACCUCAAGCACAGGCGGGCAUUGGCGCUCCGAGGGGAAAAUACGCUUUUACUUUUUAAAAUUUCUUUUUAGUUUUCCCACGGCAUGAGCUAAACGGAACCGGCGGCUGGCUGCACUGCUUUUUGGACGUGUGGACGAUUCCGGUGGCAUGGUGUGGUGAACCAGCGAGAGACCCCAGCCAGCACAGAGAGACUGAGGUUUCACUGUGCAUCAUGUUUGAAUGCCGAUAAUUAAUUAGAAAUAUACAUGAAUGUGUUACUGCAUUGUCUAUAGCCUCACCGGGCUGUAGCAAGUCCCAUUUGUUCUGCUGAAGCCCGUCUGAAGCGGUCACCGUGCGGGGUUGAGGGUGCAACUGAACGGACAAUCGCACCGGACCAUUGAAGGGGUUCGGAUGAGGUGGUCGAUCGGGUCGUUAGGCUUUAGAAAAACAGCCAACUUUUCCUCCGUUCCUUUCUAACAGCAGUGCCAUCGAGCAUUGCUCAGGAGAUGGCGAUGAAGUGGCUCUACUUGGGAUUUAUGCUCUGCUUGGAGAUCCCCUCUCCUGACGGUUCAACCGUAGCUCCCAAAACAGACAUCCAGCCCAAGACCUGCAGCUCUAAGCAGUUUGUAUGUAAGGACCAGGUGACCUGUAUCUCCAAAGGCUGGCGCUGCGAUGGGGAGAAGGACUGUCCAGAUGGUUCGGACGAAUCGCCAGAUAUCUGCUCACACAACAGGGUGAACCAGUGUCCUGUGAAUGAACAUGGCUGCCUGGACCUGGAUGUAUGUAUCCAUAUGAGCAAGCUGUGUGAUGGAGUCCCCGACUGCAGCGAUGGCUGGGACGAGGGUCCACACUGCCGAGAACAGGCACCAAACUGUGACUCCCAUGGGUGCCACUAUCACUGUGCUGUGACUCACGAUGGGCCUAAGUGCUACUGUAGCAGCGGCUAUGAGGUUGCUUCAGAUGGAAAGACAUGCAAAGAUUUUAACGAGUGCAGUGUGUACGGGACGUGCAGUCAGACGUGCACAAACACCGAGGGCUCCUACACCUGCAGCUGUGUGGAGGGCUACCUGCUGCAGCCGGACAACCGCUCCUGCAAAGCCAAAAAUGAGCCAGUCGAUCGUCUGCCUAUGCUGCUGAUCGCUAACCUCCAUGACAUCCGAUGCACCUCACUGAGCGGCUCCACAUCCCGGCUGCCUACCAUUGUCACAAAGCAGACCAUGGCUAUGGACUUCAUCUACGCCCAGGAGACUGUCUGCUGGAUUGAUGUGGGUGAUACCCCCGCUGCCACCCAUCUGAAGUGCGCCAGUAUCCCCGACCUCAAGACUGUCACUAAUGUCCACACCAUCAACAUCUCCCUCAGCCUGCACCAUGUUGAGCAGAUGGCUAUAGACUGGCUGACCGGAAACUUCUACUUUGUGGACGACGUGGAUGACCGGGUGUUUGUGUGCAACAAGAAUGGCCAGACGUGUGUGACCCUGCUGGACCAAGAGCUGUAUAACCCCAAAGGCAUCGCCUUGGACCCGGCCAUGGGCAAAGUGUUCUUCACAGAUUAUGGGUCCACACCAAGGGUGGAGCGCUGUGACAUGGAUGGUCAGAACCGCACUAAGCUGGUGGACAGCAAGAUCGUCUUCCCUCAUGGGAUCACGCUGGACCUGGUCAACCGGUUGGUGUACUGGGCUGACGCCUACCUGGACUACAUCGAAGUGGUCGACUAUGAGGGCAAGAACCGUCACACCAUUAUCCAGGGCCUGCUGAUUGAACACCUGUACGGCCUGACUGUAUUUGAGAACUACCUGUAUGCCACCAACUCAGACGAAGGCAACCUGAACGCCAAGACCAGUGUGCUCCGUGUGAACCGCUUCAACAGCUCUGACUUUCAAGUGGUAACCCGGGUAGACCGGGGAGCCGCACUACACGUGUACCACCAGAGACGCCAACCUCAAGUGCGUAGCCAUGCAUGUGCCCUUGAUCAGUUCGGGAAGGCCGGAGGAUGCUCUGAUAUCUGUCUGCUGAGCAACAGCCACAAGACUCGCACCUGCCGCUGUCGCUCUGGCUUCAGCCUUGGCAGCGAUGGCAAGUCCUGCAAGAAACCCGACCACGAGCUGUUCUUGGUGUAUGGUAAGGGUCGUCCCGGAAUCAUCAGGGGCAUGGACAUGAAUGCUAAGGUGCCUGAUGAGUACAUGAUUCCCAUCGAGAACCUAAUGAACCCCCGAGCUCUGGAUUUCCACGCUGCCAGUGAGUUCAUCUACUUUGCCGAUGCCACCAGCUUCAUUAUUGGACGACAGAAGAUAGACGGCACGGAGAGAGACACCAUAUUACAAGAAGGUAUACACACCGUAGAGGGGAUAGCAGUUGACUGGAUGGGAAGUAAUCUCUACUGGACAGAUGAUGGGCCAAAGAAGACUAUCAGUGUUGCUAGGCUGGAGAAGGCUUCACAGACCCGAAAGACUCUCAUUGAAGGCAAGAUGAGCCAUCCCCGGGCAAUCGUGGUGGACCCCCAGAAUGGAUGGAUGUAUUGGACCGACUGGGAAGAGGACCCCACAGAGAGUAACAGAGGGAAGAUCAAGAAAGCUUGGAUGGAUGGUUCCCAUCACCAAGUGUUACUGACCAGCAAGACAGUGCUGUGGCCCAAUGGCUUGAGUCUGGACAUCCCCCAGGGCAUCCUGUAUUGGGUUGAUGCUUAUUAUGACCGUAUUGAGAUGGUUUACCUCAACACCACAGAGAGAAGGGUAGUGUAUGAAGGGCAGGAGCUUAACCACGCCUUUGGCUUAUGUCAUUACAAACAAUUUCUCUUUUGGAAUGAGUGCCGGGGAGGUGGCAUUUACAAACUGGAUCAGGCCACUAAAACAGUCACACUACUCCGCAAUGAGAGGCCGCCAAUCUUUGAGAUAAGAGUGUACGAUGCACACCAGCAGCAAGGCUCCAAUCUGUGUAGAGUCAACAAUGGUGGCUGUAGCAGUUUGUGCCUCGCUAUUCCUGAUGGCAGGUCCUGUGGCUGUGCCGACGAUCAAAUCCUGGAUGUUGAUAAUGUCACCUGCAAAGCCAACCCCUCCUACGUGCCCCCACCCCAUUGCCAGCCCGGGGAGUUUGCCUGCAAGAAUGACCGCUGCAUCCAAGAGCGCUGGAAGUGUGACGGGGACAACGAUUGUCUGGACAACAGCGAUGAGGCGCCUGAACUCUGCUACCAGCACACCUGCCCAGCUGACAGAUUCAAAUGUCAGAACAACCGCUGUAUCCCCCUGCGAUGGCUGUGUGAUGGAGACAAUGACUGCGGCAAUGAUGAAGACGAAUCCAACACCACCUGCUCUGCUCGCACAUGUCCACCAAAUCAGUACCCUUGUGCCAGUGGGCGCUGCAUUCCCAUCUCGUGGACAUGUGACCUGGAUGAUGACUGUGGAGACCGCUCGGAUGAACCAGACUCCUGCGCCUACCCUACGUGUUUCCCUCUGACCCAGUUCACCUGCGCAAAUGGCCGCUGCAUCAACAUCAACUGGCGAUGUGAUAACGGUAAUUACUAUCCGCUGCUUACUUCACCACCGAUGAAGCUGUGUUUUAAAACAAUACGGCGACUCACUAUAAUUCACGUUUGUUUGUGUUCCUGUACAGACAAUGACUGUGGUGACAACAGUGACGAAGCAGGCUGCAGUCAUUCCUGCUCCAGUGUCCAGUUUAAGUGUAACAGUGGCCGCUGCAUCCCCGAAUACUGGACCUGUGACGGCGACAAUGACUGCGGAGACUACAGUGACGAGACACAUGCCAACUGCACAAACCAGGCUACCCGUCCUCCAGGUGGCUGCCACGUAGACGAGUUCCAGUGCAGGAUGGACGGCCUGUGCAUCCCCAUGCGCUGGCGCUGCGACGGGGACACAGACUGCAUGGACCUGAGUGAUGAGAGCAACUGCGAGGGUGUCACCCACAUGUGUGACCCAGCGGUGAAGUUCAGCUGCAGGGACUCUGCUCGCUGCAUCAGCAAGGCUUGGGUGUGUGACGGUGACAGUGACUGUGAAGACAACUCUGAUGAGGACAACUGUGAGGCGUUGGUGUGCAAGUUGUCUCACCACAUGUGCGCUACAAACGACUCCAUCUGUCUGCCGGCAGAGAAGCUGUGUGACGGCACCGAUGAUUGUCCAGAUGGCUCCGAUGAGAAACUUUGUGACUUGUGUUCGUUGGACAACGGUGGCUGUAGUCACAACUGCAGCAUCAUUCCUGGGGAGGGCUUCAUGUGCUCAUGUCCACUUGGCAUGGAGCUGGGAGCAGACAACAAAACAUGCCAGAUUCAGAGCUUCUGUGCCAAACACCUCAAGUGUAGCCAGAAGUGCGAGCAGGAGAAAUCCAGCGUCAAGUGCUCCUGCUAUGAGGGCUGGGAGCUGGAAUCUGACAUGGAAAGCUGCAAAAGCUCUGAUCCCUUCAAGCCUUUUAUCAUCUUUUCAAACCGGCAUGAAAUCAGAAGGAUCGACCUUCACAAGGGGGAGUUCAGUGUGCUGGUACCAGGCCUGAGAAACACCAUCGCUUUGGACUUUCACCUCGACCAGAGCACCCUGUAUUGGACUGAUGUUGUGGAGGACAAGAUAUAUCGUGGGAAAUUGUCUGACAAUGGAGCCCUGACCAGUUUUGAGGUGGUGAUCCAGUAUGGCCUGGCUACUCCAGAGGGCCUGGCUGUGGACUGGAUAGCAGGAAACAUUUACUGGGUGGAGAGCAAUCUGGACCAGAUAGAGGUGGCAAAACUGGAUGGGACCAUGAGAACCACUCUGCUGGCUGGAGAAGUGGAACACCCAAGGGCCAUUGCUUUAGACCCCAGAGAUGGUAUUCUAUUUUGGACAGACUGGGAUGCGAGUUUGCCCAGGAUUGAAGCAGCAUCUAUGAGUGGUGAAGGCAGACGCACCAUACACAGGGAAACAGGCAGUGGGGGCUGGCCCAACGGACUCACUGUGGACUACAUGGAAAGACGCAUCGUGUGGAUUGAUGCCAGGUCAGAUGCUAUAUACUCCGCUAUGUACGACGGUUCUGGCCUGAUUGAGGUGUUGCGAGGUCACGAGUAUUUGUCUCACCCCUUUGCUGUGACCAUGUAUGGAGGCGAGGUCUACUGGACUGACUGGAGGACCAAUACUCUGGCUAAAGCCAACAAAUGGACAGGACACAAUGUUACUGUAGUCCAGCGCACCAACACACAACCAUUUGACCUGCAGGUUUAUCACCCGUCAAGACAACCCCAGGCUCCUAACCCGUGUGUCUCCAGUGAUGGUAGCAGCCCGUGCUCUCACCUCUGCCUCAUCAACUUCAACCAGACCUUCUCCUGUGCCUGCCCUCACCUCAUGAAGCUGCAGCCUGACAAGCGCACCUGCAAAGAGUCCCGCAAGUUCCUUCUUUAUGCACGUCAGAUUGAGAUCCGGGGUGUGGACAUUGACAACCCAUACUACAACUACAUCAUCUCCUUCACUGUGCCAGAUAUAGACAAUGUGACAGUGGUGGACUAUGAUGCUGUGGAACAUCGUAUCUACUGGUCAGAUGUUCGAACACAGACUAUCAAGAGAGCUUUCAUUAACGGCACAGGGGUUGAGACUGUUGUGUCUGCUGAUCUUCCCAAUGCUCACGGGCUGGCUGUUGACUGGGUUUCAAGAAACCUUUUCUGGACCAGCUACGAUGCCAAUAAGAAGCAGAUCAAUGUGGCAAGACUUGAUGGAUCCUUCAAGAACGCUGUCAUCCAGGGCUUAGACAAGCCUCACUGUCUGGUGGCACAUCCUCUACUAGGGAAGCUUUACUGGACUGAUGGCGACAAUGUCAGCAUGGCUAACAUGGAUGGUAGCAACCACACCACACUUUUCAACAAUCAAAAGGGACCUGUAGGCCUUUCCAUUGACUAUGAAAACGAGCAGCUUUACUGGAUCAGCUCAGGGAACAGCACCAUUAACCGCUGUCAGCUGGAUGGAACUAAACUGGAGAUCCUGGAAGGUGUGAAAGGCAAACUAACCAAGGCUACAGCCCUGGCUAUUAUGGGAGACAAGCUUUGGUGGGCCGACCAGGGAACUGACCAGAUAGGAACAUGUGACAAGAAGGACGGAGGAAACUGGAAGAUUCUGCGGAACAACACCUCCCCUAUGAUGCACAUGAGGAUCUAUGAUGAGGAUGUGCAGAAAGCUGGUAUCAACUUGUGCAGUAACAACAAUGGAGACUGCUCCCAGCUGUGUCUGCCCACCUCGCCUACAACCAGGGCCUGCAUGUGCACUGCUGGAUACAGCCUCAAGACUGGACAGCAGUCCUGUGAGGGUAUGGGCUCUUUCCUGCUGUACUCUGUUCAUGAGGGAAUCAGAGGAAUCCCACUCGACCCUGCAGACAAAUCUGACGCCUUGGUGCCGGUGUCUGGCACCUCUCUGGCUGUUGGAAUCGACUUCCACGCUGAAAAUGACACCAUCUACUGGGUGGACAUGGGCCUGAGCACCAUCAGCAGGGCGAAGAGAGACCAGACAUGGAGGGAAGAUGUGGUCACCAAUGGCAUCGGCAGGGUGGAGGGCAUCACUGUUGACUGGAUAGCAGGAAAUAUUUACUGGACUGACCAGGGCUUUGACGUAAUUGAGGUGGCGAGGCUGAAUGGCUCCUUCCGUUAUGUAGUCAUUUCCCAGGGUCUGGACAAACCCAGAGCCAUCACUGUCCAUCCCGUCAAAGGGUAUCUGUUCUGGACUGAGUGGGGUCAGUACCCUCGUAUCGAGCGCUCUCGGUUGGAUGGCACCCAGAGGUUGGUCUUGGUCAACGUGAGCAUCAGUUGGCCCAAUGGAAUCUCCAUUGAUUACGAUGAGGGUCUGCUUUAUUGGUGUGAUGCCCGUACAGACAAGAUUGAGCGCAUUAACCUGGAGACUGGAGAGAACAGGGAGAUGGUGCUGGCAAACAACAACAUGGACAUGUUUGCUGUGUCUGUUUUUGAGGAAUACAUCUACUGGAGUGACAGAACUCAUGCCAAUGGGUCCAUUAAGAGGGGCAGCAAAGACAACGCUACGGAUGCUGUGCAGCUCAGGACUGGCAUUGGUGUACAGCUGAAAGACAUCAAGGUUUUCAACAGAGCCAGGCAGAAAGGCACCAACGUCUGCAAAGACAACGGCGGCUGUGAACAGCUGUGUCUUUACCGUGGCAACGAGCAGCGCACUUGCGCGUGUGCCCACGGCAUGCUGGCAGAGGACAACCGCAGUUGUCGUGACUAUGACGGAUACCUGCUGUACUCUGAACGUACUAUUCUGAAGAGCAUCCACCUGUCAGACGAGACGAACCUCAACGCGCCGAUAAAGCCGUUUGAGGACCCCGACCACAUGAGGAACGUCAUCGCCCUCAGCUUCGAUUAUCACGGCGGUGGAGGGAAGGGAGCCAACCGCGUCUUCUUCAGCGACAUCCACUUUGGCAACAUCCAGCAGAUCAAUGAUGACGGCACAGACCGCAAGAUAGUGGUUGACAAUGUAGGAUCAGUUGAGGGCCUGGCGUACCACCGUGGUUGGGAUACUCUCUACUGGACGAGUUACACAACCUCAACAAUCACUCGCCACACAGUGGACCAGAGCCGCACUGUGGCCUAUAACCGUGACAAUGUGGUCACUAUGUCUGGAGAAGACCACCCCAGAGCCUUUGUGCUGGACGAGUGUCAGGAUCUCAUGUUCUGGACCAACUGGAACGAACAGGCUCCCAGUAUUAUGAGGGCUUCUCUGAAUGGAGCCAAUCUCCUCAUAAUCAUCGGCAGUGACAUCAGAACUCCCAACGGCCUGGCUAUAGAUCACCGAGCUGAAAAACUCUACUUCUCUGACGCCACGCUAGACAAGAUUGAACGCUGUGAAUAUGAUGGGAGCAGCCGUUAUGUCUUGUUAAAGAAUGAGCCUGUGCAUCCGUUUGGCCUGGCUGUGUAUGGAGACUAUAUCUUCUGGACUGACUGGGUGAGGAGGGCUGUGCUCAGAGCAGACAAAUACACGGGAGGAGACAUGAAGGUGCUGCGGGCUGACAUCCCUCAGCAGCCAAUGGGAAUUGUUGCUGUGGCUAAUGACACCAACAGUUGUGAGUUCUCUCCUUGCCGAACAAAUAAUGGAGGAUGCCAAGACCUGUGUCUGCCCACAUCUGAUGGACGCGUCAACUGCAGUUGCCGUGGAGAUAGGCAGCUCCUCGAAGACAACACCUGCUCUUCUCUCAACAUGUCGUGUGGAAGUGUGGAUGACUUUGAGUGUGGAAACGGUGACUGCAUCAACUACAGCCUGACCUGUGACGGCAUGGCGCACUGCAAGGACAAAUCUGAUGAAAAGCAGUCCUACUGUGCCAAUCGACUUUGCAAGAAAGGCCACAGACGCUGCAUGAAUGGCCGCUGUAUUGGACACCAGUUCUGGUGUGAUGGCACAGAUGACUGUGGUGACCACUCGGAUGAACUUCCUUGCAACAUGACGUUGUGCAAACCAGGAGAGUUCCAGUGUAAAGAUGGAAGCUGUAUCUCCAAUUUCAGCCGCUGUGACCAGGUGGUCAACUGUGAGGAUGCCGGGGAUGAAAUGAACUGCCAACCGACUGAUUGUUCCCGUUUCUUCCGCUUGGGAGUGAAAGGAGUGUCCUUCCAGAGCUGUGAGAAGACUACCCUGUGUUAUCUGUCCUCAUGGGUGUGUGAUGGCAACAACGAUUGUGGAGACUUUUCAGAUGAAAGGAACUGCCCAGAUAAAAGGAAGCUUAAAUGUCCAGUCAACUUCUUUGCUUGUCCAAGUGGUCGCUGCAUCCCUAUGAGUUGGACGUGUGAUAAGGAGAAUGACUGUGAAAACGGAGCAGAUGAGACGCACUGUGACAAAUUUUGUACAUCCACCCAGUUUGAAUGUGCAAACCACCGCUGCAUUUCCAGCCACUGGGUGUGUGACGGCUCUGAUGACUGUGGUGAUGGUUCUGAUGAGGACCAGAAAUGCAAAUCCAAGACCUGCAGCCCAGAGGCUUUCCAGUGUCCUGGCUCCCACAUGUGUGUGCCUCAAAGAUGGAAGUGUGAUGGAGACAAGGACUGUCCUGAUGGAGCAGAUGAGAGUGUCAAGGCUGGCUGCAUGUACACCAACAGCACUUGUGACGAGAAUGAGUUCAUGUGCCAGAACAGACAGUGUAUCCCAAAGCACUUUGUGUGUGAUCAUGACAUCGACUGCUCAGAUGGCUCAGACGAAUCCCCAGAAUGUGAGUACCCGACUUGUGGUCCAGAAGAGUUUCGCUGUGCAAACGGCCGCUGCCUCAACCAAAAGAAAUGGGAGUGUGACGGAGAGUUUGACUGUCAGGAUCGCUCUGACGAGGCCCCCAAAAACCCACGCUGCACUGACUCAGAGAGGAUUUGCAAUGAGUCAGCCUUCAUGUGCCGUAAUGGGAAGUGUUUGAAUGAGACUCUGCUGUGUGAUCACAAUGACGACUGUGGCGACGGCUCCGAUGAACUCAACUGCUUCAUCAAUGAGUGUCUAAACAGCAAGCUGAGCGGCUGCUCGCAGCUCUGUGAUGACCUCAAGAUUGGCUUCAAGUGUAGGUGUCACCCUGGUUUCCAGCUUAAGCGGGACGGGAAGACGUGUGUAGAUAUAGACGAGUGCACAACCACCUACCCCUGUUCUCAGCGCUGCAUCAACACACACGGCAGCUUCCACUGUCUCUGUGUCGAUGGCUUUGAACUCAGCCCCAAUGACCCCACCAUCUGCAAGUCCACAUCGGAAGAGGAGCCAUACUUGAUCUUCGCUAACAGGUACUACCUGAGGAAACUCAACCUGGAUGGUUCCAACUACACUCUUAUAAAACAGGGUCUGAAUAAUGCAGUGGCUCUGGACUUCCACUAUGCAGAGCAGAUGAUCUACUGGACAGAUGUUACCACUCAGGGCAGCAUGAUCCGACGCAUGCAUAUGAACGGCAGCAACAUAGAGGUUUUGCACCGGACCUCCUUGAGUAACCCAGACGGCUUGGCAGUGGAUUGGGUUGGUGGGAACUUGUACUGGUGUGAUAAAGGCCGAGACACCAUCGAGGUGUCAAAACUCAAUGGAGCCUACCGGACAGUGCUGGUAAACAGCGGCCUGAAGGAACCUCGUGCUGUAGCUGUAGAUGUACGCUAUGGGUACCUGUACUGGUCAGACUGGGGCGACAACCCUCACAUUGGACGAAUCGGGAUGGACGGCACUAACAGAAGUGCCAUUGUUGAGGAUAAGAUCACGUGGCCCAAUGGACUAACCCUGGACUUUAUCAAUGACCGUAUAUACUGGGCAGAUGCCAGAGAGGAUUACAUAGAGUUUGCAAGCCUGGAUGGCACAAACAGACACACAGUUCUCAGCCAAGACAUCCCCCACAUCUUUGCAAUGACUCUGUUCGAGGAGUACAUCUACUGGACAGACUGGGAGACAAAGUCCAUCAACAGAGCUCAUAAGAGUCUGGGUACCAACAAGACCACCCUGAUCAGCACCCUGCAUCGGCCCAUGGACAUCCACAUUUACCAUCCUUAUCGCCAGCCUGAGGUGCUCAACCACCCCUGUCAGACGAACAAUGGCGGCUGCAGUAACCUCUGCCUCCUCUCUCCUGGAGGAGGCUACAAGUGUGCCUGUCCCACCAACUUCUACCUCUCCAAUGACCAGCGUACUUGCAUGUCCAACUGUACAGCCAGUCAGUUUGUGUGCAAGAACGACAAGUGCAUUCCUUUCUGGUGGAAAUGUGACACGGAGGACGAUUGCGGUGACCGGUCUGACGAGCCAGCAGACUGCCCUGAGUUCAAAUGCAGACCAGGACAGUUUCAGUGCAGCACAGGCAUCUGCACAAACCCUGCAUACAUCUGUGACGGUGACAACGACUGCCAGGACAAUUCAGACGAGGCUAACUGUGAUAUUCAUGUUUGCCUGCCCAGCCAGUUCAAAUGUUCCCACCCUAGUCGCUGCAUUCCUGGCAUCUUCCGCUGUAAUGGCCAGGACAACUGUGGGGAAGGAGAGGAUGAGAAGGACUGUCCUGAGGUCACUUGUGCACCAACCCAGUUCCAGUGUGCCAUCACCAAACGCUGCAUACCUCGUGUCUGGGUGUGUGACCGCGACAAUGAUUGCGUGGACGGCUCUGAUGAACCCGCCAACUGCACCCAGAUGACUUGCGGUGUGGACGAGUUCAGAUGUAAAGACUCUGGGCGCUGCAUACCAGCUCGCUGGAAGUGUGACGGGGAGGACGACUGUGGUGAUGCAUCAGACGAACCAAAGGAGGAGUGUGCUGAGAGGACGUGUGAGCCGUACCAGUUCAGAUGCAAGAAUAAUCGCUGUGUUCCGGGCCGCUGGCAGUGUGACUACGACAAUGACUGUGGGGACAACUCGGAUGAGGAUAAGUGCAUGCCUCGACAAUGCUCGGAGAGCGAGUUUGCCUGCACAAACGGCCGCUGUAUUGCCGGGAGGUGGAAGUGCGAUGGAGACCAUGACUGUGCUGAUGGAUCAGAUGAGCAUGGCUGUGACCUGAAGUGUGACAACGACCAGUUCCAGUGUAAGAACGGUCACUGUAUCCCCAUCCGCUGGCGGUGUGAUGUUGACCCUGACUGCAUGGACGGCAGUGAUGAAGAGAACUGUGGCAGUGCAGCUGGACGUCAAUGCCCUCUGGAUGAGUUCCAGUGUGACAACACUUUGUGCAAACCCCUCGGCUGGAAGUGUGACGGGGAAGACGACUGUGGGGACAACUCGGACGAGAAUCCUGAAGAAUGCCGAAGGUUCCAGUGUCCUCCUACUAGAGCUUUCCGCUGCCAAAAUGACCGUGUGUGUCUGCAACUAUCAAAGAGGUGUGACGGUGUCAACAACUGCGGCGACAACUCAGAUGAACUAAACUGCAAAGCCCCUCCAGCUGUUCCCACUUGCGAGAAGGACGAGUUCCUGUGUGCAAACAACAGAUGCAUCAGCUCCACUCUGCGCUGCAACUUCUUCAACGACUGUGAGGACUACGGCUCUGAUGAGAUCAACUGCAAGACAGACACCAAACUCAAUGACUGCAGGAGUAACAGGACUCAGUGUGGUGAUGGAGACGAGGCCCAUUGUGUCACCAACGGCACAGACUCUUUCUGCUCCUGCAAACCAGGCUUCCAGAAGACGGGACACCGCACUUGUGGGGAUAAGAAUGAGUGCCUGCAGUUCGGUGUGUGUUCACACAUCUGCAACAACACCAAAGGCUCCCACAAAUGCAGCUGCAACAAAUACUUCAGCAGGAUCAACGACACCUGCAAGGCUGACGGCAUGAACAGCAGUCGUCAGAUUCUCUACAUCGCUGAUGACAAUGAAAUACGCAGCCUGGACCCCGGCAUGCCCAACUGGCGCUAUGAGCAGACCUUCCAGGGGGACGCCAGCGUGCGUAUUGAUGCGAUGGACCUGCAUGUCAAAACCAACCGCAUCUUCUGGACCAAUUGGCACACGGGUAGCAUCUCCUCCUAUGAACUCCCGGGACAGUCCACCUCACCAUCCUUGUCCAACUCUCACCGUAACCGACGACAGAGUGAAGGCAGGAUCACCAACCUGCAGAUCAAAGAGCUGAAGAUGCCUCGAGGUAUAGCUGUGGACUGGGUGGCUGGUAACCUCUACUGGACUGACUCUGGUCGAGAUGUCAUCGAAGUGGCUCAGAUGUCAGGCCAGCACUGCAAGACCCUCGUCUCUGGCAUGAUAGACGAACCUUACGCCAUCGUAGUGGAUCCACAGAGAGGUACCAUGUAUUGGGCAGACUGGGGGAACCACCCGAAAAUUGAGACAGCCUCUAUGGACGGGACUCUGAGACAAACUUUAGUUCAUGAGAACAUCCAGUGGCCUACAGGUUUGGCUGUGGACUACUUCAACGAGCGUCUCUACUGGUCAGAUGCUAAACUCUCAGUGAUUGGAAGUGUUCGUCUCGAUGGUUCUGAUCCUGUCAUCGCUGUCACUGGCCUGAAAAACAAUCUAUACCAUCCAUUCGGCAUAGAUGUCUUUGAGGACUACAUAUAUGGGGUCACUUAUAUCAAUAAUGUUGUCUUCCGGGUCAACAAGUUUGGAAAGGGCUCCAUGGAGAAUCUCACCACAGGCAUCAACCAUGCGACUGACAUUGUCCUCUCCCACCGCUACAAGCAGCCAGAGAUGACAAACCCAUGUGACAGGAAGAAGUGUGAGUGGCUGUGUCUGCUCAGCCCCAGUGGACCAGUGUGUACCUGCCCCAAUAACUAUGUGGCCGACAACGGCACAUGUGCAGAGAGACCGCCCCCAACCCAGUCACCAUUCUCUCCCCCCUCAGGACCCUGCGAUAUUCAGUGUCAGAAUGGCGGGAGCUGCUUCCUAAACGCGCGUCAGGUGGCAAAGUGUCGCUGCCAGCCGAGCUACUUUGGAAGGAGAUGUGAGAUCAAUCUGUGCAGGGACUACUGCAAGAAUGGAGGCAUAUGCACUGCUUCUCAUACAGGUGCCCCGACCUGCCGAUGUCCAAAGGGCUUCACAGGGCCAAACUGUGACCGUCAAACUUGUCAAGACUACUGCCUGAACGGAGGCAACUGCUCAGUCAACAUGGGGAACCAGCCGACGUGUAGCUGCCCUUUGGAGUACAGUGGAGACCAGUGUCAGUACAGUAAAUGUGAAGGGUUCUGUAUCAACGGAGGAACCUGCUUACAGACCUCCAACGGCACCAAAGUCUGUCGGUGCCCCUCUCAGUACAUCGGACAUCAGUGCGAGCUCGACAAAUGUCAGUUCUGCGGGACUGGAAAAUGUCUGACGUCGUCGUCGAGCAAGGUCUCUUGCAUCUGUCCCAACGGUCAAACCCAGCCCAGCUGCUACACCUGUUUCGACUACUGCACAAACGGACAAUGUUCAGUGGACACGCGCACGCUGCUGCCUCAGUGCAAGUGUCCUGCGGGGUGGACAGGCUACAGAUGUGAAGUUGUAGCAGAAUCUGUGGAUUCCUCUGCUUCCAGUGGAAGUACUGCCUCUAUCGUCAUCCCAGUGCUUCUGCUGCUGCUGCUGGCACUGCUUGUGGUUGGUGCCAUCUUGUGGUACAAGCGGAGAAUGCGCGGUGCAAAGGGCUUCCAGCACCACCGAAUGACAAACGGAGCCAUGAAUGUUGAGAUUGGGAAUCCUGCCUACAAGAUCUAUGAGGGAGACCCUGACGACGAUGCCGGGGAGCUUUUGGAUUCAGACUUUGCUUUGGACCCAGAUAAGCCCACUAACUUCACCAACCCCGUGUAUGCCACCCUGUACAUGGGCGCCCACAACAGUCGCAACUCUCUGGCCAGCACAGACGAAAAGAAGGAGCUUCUCUCCCAGGGCGAUGAGGACAUGAGUGACCCGCUGGCAUAGAGCUCGGCAUGGAUUGAACUCUGCCAACAUUGCCCUGCUGGACCCAGUGCUGAGCUGCUGCCGGGCUCUCUCAUCAUCUGAUGCCUUUACCAACACAAAAAGCGAGAACACUGUACAAAAUGUAUAAAAUGAAGGACUACUUUUUUAAGUGAUUGCAGUAUUAUAUUUUGUUCUUUGACAAAAAAAGAUCCUGGUGACGAUAAAGGAAGCGUUUUAUAGACAUUUAUUCAGUUCUUCUUUUUAAUUUUGCUCACCUCCUCCUCCUCCUCCUCCUCCAAAUUAUUCCUCCUUUGUCACACAUAUAGCCACUACCUCUGUGCAAAUGUAAAAGAUAGAAAUAAGAAUGGCAGUGGAACAGUUUUAAUUUUUUAUUUUUGUAUGAAUUGUACAGGAGAAAAAAAAAAGAGAAAGCACUAUGAAUGCUUCCUGAAUGCUGGUUGAGCUCAGUCUUUCACAUCGUUUGUAUACGUACGCUUGCUGCUGGAGGUCAGGAGCGAGAGACCGCGGCGUGGAGGGAAAUACGGAGAUUUUAUACUGUACAUGCACACAUGGAGAACUCGGCAUCGCAGACAGUGUGUGCUCUGUUGUCUCCAAACUACAUUCAAGUGAUUGUCUUUUACUUCUUUGCACAGACUAAAGUUAUAUAUUUGCAUAUAUAUAAACCUAUUAACUAAGUGUCUUGAAAAUAUACCCAGGAAAACAAACACCAGUAACAAAAUAGCAGUCUGUACUUUUUAACCUUUUUUUUUUUUUUUUUUUUUUUUUGAAGUCAUUGUAUAAUUGACAUACUCUGUUGUCAGCAAUGAAUGAAUACAUGGCGGUGUGCGAGUGUGCUGGAUGGAGAUGAUUGUAAUAAGUCCACAUUCCAGGAUGAAAGUCUGGGAUGGAGAUCCGUGGCCUUGGUUUACUGCAGGACACUGUCCUCAGAUUGCUCUGACACUGUUCUGGAAAGUUCUUUUAGAGGAGUGACGGCAGGCUUCUGUGAGUUUUAUGGUCUUCACUAAAAAUUACCGAGACGAAUAUUUAGCUAAAAAAAGUUUCAUUUAGCUGGGGUUUUUUUUCCUCGUCUUUUGAUUGUAAAUGUACUUACAGGAAAGGCCAGGGAGACCAUGUGAUGGUACGUUCUUCUGUUCGAGAUUGAGUUUGUACUCCUUGUUUUUCUUUUAAUCAUUAGUCAUUUCAUGGACAUUUAAUUUUUUUGCUGAUGACCAUUGUUCAGUGGGUUCCCAGGAAGGGGACUGAUCAGCUUCCUGAUGAGCAUUCCUUUGUUAAUUCCUUUGCCUUGCUGCUAACGCUCACCAUCUGUCCGUCUGUCAAACUGGCUCAAAGUCUUAACAGCGCUGCUCAUCACGCUGCUUUUUAACUGAGCUGAUCAGCCGUACCUGCCACAUCACUCUGCAUGGUGCUCACACACACAUCCUCAAGGAAACUCUCUGGCUUUUAUCCUUCUAUUCUUAACAGUAUUCGCCCCCUUUUUUUUUUUACAUCCUGCUUUGUCAGAUUUACAACAAACCAUGUCAAUUAGAAAAAUAAUUUUUCAGUUGGAGAAUUUCUUGGUUGCAAAAGUUGUUCUGAUUGUUUUGUUCUGAUUCUAUUUCUUUUUGAUAUAAGAAAUUAAAUGGAUUUUUAUAGUAGAAA